GUGUCAAGGCUCCCAUCCAGAGCCCUGCUGAGCAGUAGCAUGUCCUCAACCGACCUAAUUUGUUGACAAUUAUUACACCCGGCCAGGUCCGGUUAGCCCAUCGCCGGUCAUGCGGUGGGGCUGCUGGCCCUUAAUGGGGCUCCUGCUGGCGGCAGCGAGCCCCGCAGCCCCCGCGGCGCGCCGAGGGCGCCAUCGAUCCGUCCCCAUUGAGGGGCCUCGUGCGGAGCCCCUGAUGGCGCAACAGGGGUCCAGCACGCGACGGGACCCCUUCGAUCCCCACAAGGAUUCCGAGGAGUUUAGAAGGGACGCCCCAGAUGACAAAAGAGACUUCCCUAGUCGACUGUCGUCGACGGAUGAGGACCCUUUAAUCAUUCGCACCAAUAAGGGAAAAGUCCGCGGGACGACGCUGACUGCGGCAACAGGAAAGAAGGUAGACGCCUGGUUGGGCAUUCCCUACGCCCAAAAACCCGUAGGGAACCUGCGGUUUAGGCACCCGCGCCCCUAUGAGAAAUGGGAGGGCGUUAUCAAUGCCACCAAGCACCCCAACUCCUGCGUACAAAUUAUUGACACACUGUUUGGAGACUUUCCCGGUGCUCAAAUUUGGAACCCCAACACUCCUCUAAGCGAGGACUGUCUCUACAUUAACGUGGUGGUCCCGCGGCCUCGGCCCAAGAAUGCUGCGGUGAUGGUGUGGGUGUUUGGAGGAGGAUUUUACUCCGGCACCAACACUCUUGAUGUUUAUGACCACAAUAUUCUGGUAUCCGAGGAGAACGUUAUAGUAAUCUCCAUGCAGUAUCGGGUGGCAUCACUGGGGUUCAUCUACUUCGGAACGCCUGACGCUCCUGGCAACACCGGCCUCUUCGAUCAGCUGAUGGCCUUGCAGUGGGUGCGGGACAACGUGGCAGCCUUCGGAGGAAACCCCCAGAAUGUGACCUUGUUCGGUGAAAGCGCCGGCGCCGUCUCCGUCUCCUUGCACCUGCUCUCCCCAUUGUCGCGCAACUUAUUCUCCCAGGCUAUCAUGGAGUCGGGCAGCGCCACGGCGCCUUGGGCAAUAAUCUCUCGAGAAGAGAGCAUUCUGCGAGGACUCCGAUUGGCGGAGGCAGUCAAAUGUCCUCAUGAAAGAGACAACCUGCCGGCUGUUAUCGAGUGUUUAAGAUUGAAGGAUCCCUUCGACCUCGUUAACAAUGAGUGGGGCACUUUGGGAAUCUGCGAAUUCCCCUUUGUGCCCAUCAUAGACGGGUCCUUCCUGGAUGAAUCCCCCGGUCGGGCAAUGGCCAAUAAAAACUUCAAAAAAACCAACAUUCUCAUGGGCUCCAACACGGAGGAAGGCUACUAUUUCAUCAUGUACUACCUCACUGAGCUGUUCAGGAAAGAGGAAAACGUCUACAUCAGUAGGCAAGAAUUCCUGGGCGCAGUUACCGAACUGAACCCAUAUGUUGGGCCUGCGGCACGUCAAGCGAUUGUCUUCGAGUACACCGAUUGGCUGAAUCCAGACGACCCGGUGGCCAAUCGGGACGCUCUGGACAAGAUGGUCGGAGACUAUCAGUUCACGUGCAAUGUGAAUGAGUUUGCUCAUCGCUAUGCGGAAACUGGCAACAAUGUCUACAUGUACUACUUCAAACAUCGAACUGUGGCUAAUCCUUGGCCUACUUGGACGGGUGUGAUGCACGCCGAGGAAAUAAACUACGUAUUUGGAGAGCCGCUGAAUCCCGAAAAGUCCUACACUGCGCAAGAAGUCGAUUUGGCGAAGAGGAUCAUGCGAUAUUUUGCAAAUUUUGCCAAAACCGGUAAUCCGUCGCUUGCGCCUAAUGGAGUGUGGACGGCCACCUUUUGGCCCCUACACACGGCCUAUGGAAGAGAGUACUUGACUCUGGAUGUAAAUAGUACUGCCACUGGCAAAGGCCCGCGCUUGAAACAGUGCGCGUUUUGGAAAAAGUACCUGCCUCAGCUGCAGCAGCUUACAGUGGAACUGCAGCAAAAGCCGCAGUUGUCCAACUGCACGAGUGAGGGAAGUUCCCUGACUAUCAGCCAAUCGCAGGUUGGCGCUUCGCUGCUCUGUCUGAUUUUCAGUGUAUUUGGGCGGAUGUUCGCGUAGAGAGAUCGUAGAAACUAGAACCAUUCCAGCAUGGUGCUUGAUUUCUACGGAAAGUUCCCAAACAGUCAGAGGAUGAAGGAACUUAGACAAUUUUUGCUUAUCGCUGUGUAGACAACAGUCCCAAGAACAAUGAGUAAUGGACGUGUUUAGAGGUUUGAUCUGUGACUGAGGAUGGAGGUGCUUUGGGUGUGAAACCUUGCGGUUAAUCUGAACGGCCUAGUUCGAUGGAAACUUUACACAUAUCCUUAGAUCUCUAAGCAAUUUGAUUUUUAUACAUUAAGUGGUAUUUUGCGUUCCUGCUGAUCAACCGGCUGGGGUGUCUGAGAGGGUCGAUCCGUACCGUUUCAGACAUCCUGUUGUGAAACGAUGCAUAUCAUUACUAAUAUCAUCGAGAAAACUCUUAACCUAAUAUAUAGGUAGUGAUAACAUACGAUUAGCUUUUUGACUCUAUCAAGGUUUUAGUCCCAAAGUACCUGGCUUCCAAAUAGUACUUAUAAAUGAAGAGUUGUAUAUUGAAUUGUAGGGUAAACUUGGAUGUAUUGGAUGCAUUGAAGGAAAUAUUCGCAACAUGAGGGAAUCCCACUGUUAUCGGCUUUUUUCGGCCUCUAUAUCCGUCUAAAGUGGCGCUCUGUAAACAAAUCUCCACAUUUUUUGCAUCUUUUAGUCAGCUUCUUGUAUAGGAAGGAUUUGCAAUUUUUACAUUUAGCGGUAUUUUUAUUUACAAAACUUUUGUUAAAGUGGCAAAGGUAAUGAAGAUUAUGGAAUUUUUUCGAGUUGGACAGACUGUCAAUUUUUCUCUUUGGCUAAGUUUUUCUAUGAAAAAUUGAGCCACUCUGUAUAACAUAUUUGUCGCUGUUUCCAGUUCAGAUACUCCAAAGGUUCAAACCGCAUUAAUUCAGCGGCUAAUUUAACAUUUUUUAUACUACGUUUUAUCAAAAACCAGCUGAACUGCAUGUAAACAAACCGAUGACAUUUGUCAUGUAUUUACGCGGAGUGACAGUGACAUUAGAGUCGUAUAUACUAUUGCAUGACAGGACAUGUCAAGUUAAUGAACUGCUGCCAAUUGUAAAAACGAAAUUGGGGCAUUUUGUGACAUUUUUUGAAAUUUUCUACCAUUAAAUCUAUCGCUUGUAAACAAACCUAUGAAAUUAACCGUGUCUUGGCAACAAGUGAUUUUUUUGAAAAUUUUUGGAAUUUCUCAUGUCAUAAAUUGGUUCAAAAGACCACCUAUAUCAGACGUAGACUAAGCGAUGACAGUUUGUGCCUCUUUACAAUGAAUGACAGUGACAUCGGAGGCGUAUUUACAGCUGUCUUACAGGAAACGUCAAAACAGUGAAAUGCUGGGAGAGUUAGAGACGUUUCUAGAAAGUUUUGAGUGUCUAGAAGAUUCUUAGAUUUUUUCAUAUCAAUUUAGGUACCAAAAGUUUGCAAAAACUCAUUCAACACACAUGUUUUUAGUAAUUUUCAGUUACUGUUACUUGUUACCAUGCAAAAUAUUUUCACGCUAGUCUCAAAUCAAUCAAAAAUCAAAUCAUCAAAAUCAAAUCAAUCAAUCAAUCAUCGAUCAAUCGAUCAAAAAACUGCGCACUGACAGCCUAAAUUACGUAAAUUUGGACAGAAAACGAUGUGAUAUUGCAUGUAAACAAAGCGAUGACAUUUGCUGUCGCUUCACAACUAGUGACAUUGACAUUUAAGCAAAUUUACUACUAUUUGAAAACAACUGUUAAGUCAACAGAUCCUAUCAACCGUAGAAGAUAAUUUGGGGGAUUUAAAGAGACUUUUGAAUGUCUAGAAGGUUCUUAAGGUUUUCCAUAUCAAUUUCAGAGGCUUGCAACAAAAAAUCCAAAUCACAUUUUCAUUUAUUUGCAGGCCAAAGAUUAUUUUGCUGCUUCCUAGGAAAAAUCGCAUAUUCACAACAAAAACAUUGCAACUUUAGGCUAAAACUCCACAAAAUUGCAUAUAAACAAACCAAUGGCUCCCUCUUGACAACGAAUGACAGUGACAUUUGAAGCGUAUUUGCAACUGGCCGACAACAAAAGUCAAAUUACUGAACUGUUUUCAAUCAUGGAGAGGAACGUUUUCACAGCCUUUUGAGUGUAGAAGAUUUUUUGGGUUUUGCCUAUCAAUUUCAGACCCCAAAGUUUGCAAAAGCAUUUCAAAUUAACCAGAACGCGAUUCAAUUUACAUGGUUUUAAUUCUUUUCGAUUAUUUAUAAGCAAUUAGUUUGAGCAUAAAGUCACAUAUUCACAGCCUAAAAUGCGCAACUUUCGGUUAAGCGAUGACAGUUGCUGUCUCUUUCCAACGAGUGAUAGUGACAUUUAAGGCGCAUUUACAACUGCCCGAUAACUACGUGAAAUAAAUUAAAUAUUUGCAACCGUAGAAGACAAUUUGACGCACUUUUAGAAGUAUUUGAGCAUCUCCAAACUUUUAAAAUUAUUUAUUUUUAUUUAAUCUCAGCGAAUUCGCAGUUCUAUUAUAUGUAAACCAACCGAUUACAUUUGCUGUCGUUCGCAAUAAGUGACAGUGACAUUUAGAGCGUAUUUACAAUUGCUCGACAGGAAACGUCAAAGCAUCGAAAUGCCUUAAAACGAAGAGAGAAUAGGAAGCAUCUGUAGAUAAUUUUGAAGGUCUAAAAUAUUUUAAAGAAUUAAUUAAAAUUCAAUUCACAUGGUUUUAGUAAUUUUGAAUGAUCCCUCGCAAGAGAGUCCUAAAAGUUUUCUUCUGCCAAAUGAAACAGAAAUUUUCCGAGAAAAUCACUUGUUUACUUACGCAAACAAUCCAUAGACGUCUGUGGUAUAUUUAGAACGAAUGACAGUGACAUUUAAAGCAUAUUUACAUCUGCCUUACUUGAAACGUCAAAUGUGUGAAAUUUUACCAGAAAUAUAGAGGGAUUUGAGACAUUUUGAAUCGUUUGAGCACCUAGAAGAUUUUUGAAUUCAACUCCAUUUCAGAACCAAAAGUGUACAAAACUGGCCUUAAAUAAUCAGAGUUCCAGUCGGCGCAGACGAUUUUUAAAUAAUAAAUAAUUAAUUUUAAAUUUAUACUGCUGAUUAAACUCUGCAACUUUGGUUAAACCUCGGCUGUUUUGCAUGUUACAAAACCGAUGACAUUUGGUUGCUAUUUACAAUAAGUGACAGUGACAUUGAAGGCGUAUUUGCAACUGCCUUAUGAAAAACGUCAAAACAAUGAAAUGUUACCAACCAUAGAAAAAAGUUUGAGACAUUUUUGGAAGCUUGUGAGUCUCUAGAAGAUUAUUUAGGUAUUUUUGUAUCACCUGCAGACUAAAAUUUUGCAAAAAAAGUUGAGUGUCAUUCAGCAUGUAUUCUUUCAGUAAUUUUUAAAUGUUAUUAUGUAAAAUAUUCUCUCGCGGCUAUCUGAGCCAAAAAUUGCGCAUUCACGGUCCAAAACCACGUAAAUUUGGGUAAAAUCCCAGAUAUUUUGCAUGUCAACAAGCUGAUAACAUUUGCUGCCGCUUUACAACUAGUGACAGUGACAUUAGAUGCGUAUUGACUACUGUGACAGAAAAGUCAAGUCAGUGAACUGUCACCUACAGUUGAAGCAAUUCCUCUGAGUACAGGGUGUCUCAAAUGAAAGUGGCACAUUUGCCUGUUUUUCUGUGGAAUAAAGGUCUACUUUAGAUGGAUCUAGAAAAGCCAAUUUUUUUGACAAAAAAAUCACCCAUGGCUAGUUGAGAAUCAAUUGGUACAUUGGGCUAACGAUAGAAAUUUGCGCAUUUGUAGGAUUUUCGGAAUUACUUGAUUAUGCCUAUAAUCACUCGUAGAAAAUUGAACAUAAAUGUCCCCAAGCAAAACCUGAGAUCUUAGCGGUUGCCUGACAUUGAAUCAACUUGGUUAAGUGCCAAACCUUUAGCAAAACCACUAAUUUAAAAAAAUGCACUUUACCAACAGUAAAAGUAAACUCCCUUAUCCAGGCCCUUGCUACAAUGUCUCUUCGCUGCCUUAUAUCGAUAACUUUACAAAUAUAGCGACAAAUAACUAUUUCGUACUGUAACUGGUAGUCGUUAGUAACAUAGUGCCUCUGUAUUUAUGUAGUGUUCCUGACUGGGGGGAUAUUUCAAGGCACAUCGGGUAAGAUUGGAAAUGAUUGGUUGCAAAGUCCCUGUGAUAAUUUCCGAGAAAACCCCUUGGUCCUUUCCUUCUAAGCUAGUCCCGCAUUUCUACUACUCAAACAUACAUAUCCACUUAUGGUGCGAAACUUAAUGAUCUAAAUUUACCCGUAGUUCUUUCUAUUUGUACAUAACUCGCUCUGUAUAUGUUCGUUUCUUCCCGCCACUCUACACUCUAAGUCUGGGUAACACUGUGUUGUGUGGCGCUUUUGUGUUGAUACCGCUCUGAGCGUCAAUGCGUUAUAACAACUCGCGUCUGAUGGCGCAACACCAUAAAUCACAAACUCCCCUGCGAUCUCCCUACACAUUUAUCGUAUUAUGAGUUUACAACACCAUAAGUUGCGCCAACACCUGAAAAUUCACUGUGUUACCCAGGCUUAGUACACUCUGCCUGAUUUUCAGCUGGACACUGAUGAAUCAGCCACCGUGUGUAUAUUAAACGAAAAAAACGCUACUAGUUGACUAGCCGAAAAAAACCCUUCAUAUCAAGCCCCCCUUUUCACAUUUGUUUAAACAAUUGUACAAACAGUAAAUGUUAGCUCUAAAUUAGGCGCCUACUAACUACGUAUAAAAGUAAGUCUAUCAAUGGUUCGUAAAAUAAUUGUUUGAGCUUUUGUUGUUCAAAGUUGCGCUUGCGUUGUAGAUAGUGAGGAAACUAGAUAAACGUGUUAACCGCGUCAAAGCUUCAAUUGCACUCUGAACUGAAAAUUCCCAACUAUCUGAAUAAAUAAGGGCAACUUUCAGGCGGCUGCAUGACUUUUCCAAACAACUAAUUGGAAAGUAUUGGCUAGAAAACAAGCAACCCAAUUCUCCAGCCAAGUUUCCUUCAAACGUUCUAAAAUGGAAUUAAAUGGCGAUUUUUGCAAUAGAAAUGUUACAUUUUCGUCCAGAAGUUACGAUUCUAACCAGUAUUUUCCUAGUGACCGACCAGUAGCAAAUUUAACUGUAAAUUUUGUAAUGACGUAGUUUUCAUAUGCACAUUCUAGACGUAAGAAGCGAACUUAAAUUGAUGUUUAUUUGUACUUAGUGUAGAUAGGAGGGAUUUAAACAUAAUCUGCAACUUUCUGCUUUAUAAAGAAACCCCCAGGAAGCUUCACUUGCUUCACAACCCAUUAAGUUGCCGGCAAAUGAAGAUUAACUGGUUUGUCGCCCAAGCGCUAUCAAAGUCCAAAAUAGGUUUACCUUGUUUUACAAUAACUUUUCUUAGUGCAUUUCUGGGUGAAAUUUGGUUUUCUUUCAGGAGUUUGCUACUUUUCAUUAAGAAAACAGUCAUUUAAUUCCACAUGCAUAAAUCGGUUGCCAAAUUUCAACCAAAGCAGCAAGUCAAUGAAAAGUGCAGUUAACCAACCUAAGCAAUCUGCUCGAAACGAAUUUUCAAAUUAGUGAAAAAUCAGUGAAAACCAAAGAAAAACGCAUUUUCCCAAGAAACCCCACUAAGUUAAUGCUAAGUAAUCUACAAGCUGAGCAAAUUCUCGACUUCAAACGCGAUUGGGCCAAAAAACUGUUUAAUUUACUUUUGACGCUGCUUAAAACUCGUUGACGUUUGUGGAAUAUUUACAACUGUCCGACAUAAAACGUCAAAUGAAUGGAUUGAUGUCAAACGUAGCAACAUUUUUGGGAGUUUUUGGCCAAAAACACCACAACGUUUCCACAAUUUUACUUCGUUCUCAUAUGUAAGCGACCCAGCAUUGACGUUUCGCCAAUAUAUACAAGGAGUGACAGUAACAUUAGCGCCGUAUUUACAAUUGUCCAGCGAAAACGCCAAAUAAAUUACACAUAAAAUGACAGUGACUUAGGAACGUAUUGACAUUGGCCCGGCAGGGAACAUCGAAUCAAUAAACUGCUACCAACUUCAGCAACAUUUUCAGGCACUUUUUCAUUGUCUUUCGUUGCAGAUAAACUCUUGGAAGUUUUCACCUGGCAAAAAUUGCAACGAAUUUCACUUUUUACUUAUGCAAACAACGCAAUGAAAUUUGUAGUAUAAUUACAAAGAGUGACAGAGACAUUUGGACCGUAUUUACAAUUUCCUGACAGGAAACGUCAACUCAAUAAACUGAUAAUCACUGUAGCAAUA
Molecule: messenger RNA, 8295 nt
Organism: Dendroctonus ponderosae (mountain pine beetle)
Lineage: Eukaryota; Metazoa; Arthropoda; Insecta; Coleoptera; Curculionidae
Product: acetylcholinesterase
Biological process (GO): acetylcholine catabolic process; choline metabolic process
Cellular component (GO): plasma membrane
Molecular function (GO): acetylcholinesterase activity
Source: RefSeq, a predicted model, not a curated record